AGCCGGUCUCGAGUCCGGUUCCGCCAAUCGACACCCGAUCCCAAGGUCAAUCCGGCACGAGGAUUGCGCCACCCCCAUAUAUCUGCCAUGGGUUCUUGCAAUUGGCUCUUAUAUCUGGAAAAUGGGAGCCCAGGGAGGCACAAGUAAGAUCGAUGACGAAUUUCCAAGUAAGCGCCCACCUGGGACCAGCGCAUGCAGAGGGACAACCAUGAGAUAAACUGACGUGCUUGGCGCCCUGUUAUACCUUAUGUAACCGCAGCCCCACCACUUCCCCUCCAUCUGUCAUACUAAUCUUAUUAUUCCUGCACAAAUUCCAAUCGGUCGAGAACCACACACCGGACAGCAAAAUGACCGACGCCGAACCCGCCUUCGUCUACAAGGUCGUGCCGUCGACAUCUCCGGUGCGAGAGCCGCUACCGGAGCGCCUGCCGGUCAGCGAGAUCGACGAGACCUCCAAAUUUGUUCACCUCUCCACGGCGUUCCAGGUGCCCAAUACGCUCAAGUUCUUCUUUAAGGACGAGCCUAUGGUCUACAUCCUUCGCAUUCCUUACUCCCGCGUCGCGCCGAAUAUUCGCUGGGAAUCGCCCGAGGGCAAUGUAUGCGGACCGCGGCCCAAGGAGGGAUUGUUCCCGCAUCUAUACAACGGUCUCAAGAUAGGCAAAGACGAGGUUGAAAGCAUCGGCAUCUGGACGAAUGAUGCGGGAUGGGACAAGGCACUCACGCAGGCCCGGCCGUGGCUUUUGUACUAGGCCUCUGCAAUCAGGGGCAUGUCUUACUGCUAUCGUUCAUUGUACAUAUCUUUGAUACUAUUUGUGGGGAUGGCCAUAACGUGGUCAUGUGAAGACCCUUGGCUUUCUUUCUCCCAAUUUCAGUCUUCUGGCUUCUCCCGACGCGAUUCUCGGAGAAGCCCUUCUAUUCCGAAGGAGUCAAAGGAAACAUAUAUCCAGCUAUACGGCGUGUUAGUGAAUACGAUUACUCACAAAGCGAAG
Molecule: messenger RNA, 989 nt
Organism: Aspergillus steynii IBT 23096
Lineage: Eukaryota; Fungi; Ascomycota; Eurotiomycetes; Eurotiales; Aspergillaceae
Product: DUF952 domain-containing protein
Exons: 2
Coding region: 348-749 (133 amino acids)
Source: RefSeq, a predicted model, not a curated record